CCGCGGCGGAGACGCGAUGCCGCCUAAGAAGAAGCGAGGUUUACCCCCCGGCGCGCUGCACCACGUGGAGCGGAAGCAUUUCAAGGUCCUGUUCUGCGGCAAGGAGUUCCCCGCGGGAGCCGAGGAGACCCGCAAGGCGCUCGAGAAGCACGAUGCGGUGGGCAACUGCGAGUUUCGUUUCGUCGCGUGCGCGCGCGAGCAGGUGGCGACGGAGAUCGUCGACGCGGACGUGGCGGUGCCCCUGAUGACCAAGAUCGACGAGACCCUUCUGGCGAAGGCGCCGAUCCUGAAGCUGGUGCUGCAGUUCGGCGUCGGCUUGGAGGGCGUCGACGAGGAGGCGUGCACCAAGCGGGGCAUCCUCCUGGCCCGGAUCCCGUCGGAGAAGACGGGCAACGCGGACAGCACCGCGGAGAUGGCGGUGUUUCUCCUCCUCGCCGGGCUUCGCAGGGUGAACCAGCUGGCGAAAUCGCUGACGGAUCGCAGGCUGGGCGAGCCCGUCACGGUUCAGCUCAAAGGCAAGACGGUGACCAUCGUGGGGUGGGGACACAUCGGCAAGGAGGUGGCCAGGCGCCUGCGCGCGUUCGGGUGCAAACUUCAGGCGGUGCGCAAGUCGGAGUGGCCCAAGGAGGAGUGGGACUUUCUCCUCUACGACGAGGGAGUCAGGCCGCUGGACGACGUCAAGUGGAUCAAAAACUCCGACGCCGUCGUCCUGUGCUGCAACCAGACCAAGGAGAACAUGGGCAUGAUAAACGACGAGUUCAUCGGACACAUGAAACCGGGCGCCGUGCUGGUGAACAUCGCCAGGGGCGGUUUGUUCAACAGGGAACACGUCCUCGCGGCGCUCGACGACGGACGGCUGGGGUACCUGGCGUCCGACGUGGCGUGGCAGGAACCGGUGGACCCGAGCGACCCGCUGGUGGCGCACGAACGAGCGUACUUUACACCGCACGUGGGGGGGGUCACGGACACGUCCUACGCGACGAUGGGCGCCAUAGUCGCCAAAGCGUGCGCGUCGCUGCAGGCGGACCCGUGGAUGGGGGAGAGCUGCGUCGUGGGCAUCAGCCCCGAGCUCAGGUACAUGGUGGACGAGAUCAUGAUCGUCAACGCGAACCUGCCGGCGUUUCCGGGAAUCACCGGGCCGUGCGUCGACUUCGAACAGUGUCGGAAACGGUGCAGGUGUUGACGCGCAUCCGCCGUCCGUCGAUGAUUCGUCGAUGAUUUGGUUAUAAGUGUUAUAAGUGUUACGCAUUCAAAGCCU
Micromonas commoda is the source of this 1258-nucleotide messenger RNA. RefSeq lists its product with no specific name. The transcript has a single exon. Gene Ontology annotation, cellular component: cytosol. The coding region runs from base 17 to 1183 and encodes 388 amino acids. Lineage: Eukaryota; Viridiplantae; Chlorophyta; Mamiellophyceae; Mamiellales; Mamiellaceae. Gene Ontology annotation, molecular function: glyoxylate reductase (NADPH) activity; NAD binding; hydroxypyruvate reductase [NAD(P)H] activity. The record is from RefSeq and is a predicted model, not a curated record.